Phlebotomus papatasi is the source of this 551-nucleotide messenger RNA. RefSeq lists its product as uncharacterized. The transcript has 3 exons. NCBI's taxonomy places the organism in Eukaryota, Metazoa, Arthropoda, Insecta, Diptera, Psychodidae. The record is from RefSeq and is a predicted model, not a curated record. Bases 9 to 551 code for a protein of 180 amino acids.
UCUUUAAGAUGAAUUUCCACAAGAUAUUGUCGUCAUGUGCAGUGUUACUGUUUGUGAUCAUUAUGGCGAUGGAUUUACCUGAUACUGCAGUGGCACAGGCAGAACAACCCCUAUUUGAACUACCCGUCCAACUGGUCGGCUUUCCUGUUAUCAUAAUGGCUGUUCGCCUUACGAAUUUCGUAAAGAAACUUGCAUAUUCCCUCAAUCCACAAACGUAUCAGUCUCGCACUCGACGCUCCGUCGAACACGGGACGGAUUCUUAUGCAACAGUAGCUAUUGAUGUAGUUCAGGCCGAAAAGAGAAUCCUCUCUGAAUUCGGACCUAAAGCCUGCGUCCUCGAAGAACCCUGCCGGAUACAUGCCUGGAAAGCUGUACCGGGAGAACAACCCGACUGGAACGAUAUUUUGAGCAAUUACAAGAUUCACACUGUUGGAAUGCGCCAGUGGUACUUGCUGUCCGUAUUUCUGGGUGAUGUGAUAAGAAGUCCUACCCUCUGCAAGCAACUCUCCAAGAGAUUAGACUGCAAUCGAGCGAACCGAGAACUUGCGUGA